This is a messenger RNA of Cololabis saira (Pacific saury), 5778 nucleotides long. RefSeq names its product EBF transcription factor 3a (gene ebf3a). The transcript has 16 exons. Gene Ontology annotation, molecular function: RNA polymerase II cis-regulatory region sequence-specific DNA binding; DNA-binding transcription factor activity, RNA polymerase II-specific. The record is from RefSeq and is a predicted model, not a curated record. Gene Ontology annotation, biological process: regulation of transcription by RNA polymerase II. NCBI's taxonomy places the organism in Eukaryota, Metazoa, Chordata, Actinopteri, Beloniformes, Belonidae. The coding region runs from base 567 to 2288 and encodes 573 amino acids.
GUCCUGUGGGGCCGCAGGGCUGAGAGUUUCUCCUCCGCUCCUCAUCCCUCCAUCCAAGGCCCGCCUCUCUUCCUCUUCUCCUCCUCUCUUUGGGGAAAAGAAAAAAGACACUUUGCUCGCGCUCGAUUCGCCGUCCGGACCCCGCUCUGUUUUUCUUCUCCUUUUCUCUGAGGAUUUUAUUUCUCUUUUUCCAUUUUUUUUUCUUCCUCCUCCUCCUUCAUUUCCGUCUCUGCGGGUUUGAAGAUGUCGACUGUCGGGCGAGUUUUAAAAAAAUCUCUGAACUAACUUGCACGCUGGGAUUUUUUUUUCUGCGCUUCGUUCAGAGAAAAACCGACAAAAAGUUGUGCAGACAUUUAAAAAGUCUUUAAAGUUUUGCUUUUGCUUUAUUUCUUCAUCCUCUUAUUUUUCUGUCUCAGAGGUUUUCAGAAAAUGCCAGAAGCGUGAGCGUUUCUCUCCGUCCUGUAGAGCCCCAGUUUUUUUUUUCCUGAACUUUGCCCUUCUUCUUCUUUUUGUUUUUCUUUUCCUUCUUUCUUUUUGCUUGAGUGGCCGGUGUUUCCGAGGCCCCGAUGAUGUUCGGGAUCCAGGACAACUUGCCCCGGGGGGCCACGGCCAGCAUGAAGGAGGAGCCGCUGGCGGUCCGCUCCUGGAUGCACUCGGCCGGCGUGGUGGACGCCAACACGGCUGCUCAGAGCGGGGUGGGGUUAGCGCGAGCCCACUUUGAGAAGCAGCCCCCGUCCAACCUGAGGAAGUCCAACUUCUUCCACUUCGUGCUGGCGCUGUACGACCGGCAGGGCCAGCCGGUGGAGAUCGAGCGCACCGCCUACGUCGACUUCGUAGAGAAGGACAAGGAGCCGAGCGGAGAGAAAACCAACAACGGGAUUCACUACAAGCUGCAGCUGCUCUACAGCAACGGUGUGAGGACUGAGCAGGACCUCUUCGUGCGCCUCAUCGACUCCAUGACCAAACAGGCCAUCAUCUACGAGGGUCAGGACAAGAACCCAGAGAUGUGCCGAGUUCUCCUAACACACGAGAUCAUGUGCAGCCGCUGCUGUGAUAAGAAGAGCUGUGGAAACCGUAACGAGACGCCGUCAGACCCCGUCAUCAUCGACAGGUUCUUUCUCAAAUUCUUCCUGAAGUGUAACCAGAACUGUCUGAAGAAUGCAGGAAACCCACGAGACAUGAGGAGGUUUCAGGUGGUGGUCUCUACGACCGUGAACGUGGACGGGCAUGUCCUCGCUGUGUCCGACAACAUGUUCGUACACAACAACUCCAAACAUGGCCGCCGAGCCCGAAGACUGGACCCAUCUGAGGCAGCCACUCCAUGUAUAAAAGCCAUCAGUCCCAGCGAGGGCUGGACGACGGGCGGAGCCACCGUCAUCCUCAUUGGCGACAACUUCUUUGACGGUCUCCAGGUCGUCUUUGGCACCAUGCUGGUGUGGAGCGAGCUCAUCACCCCUCAUGCCAUCCGGGUCCAGACUCCUCCCCGCCACAUUCCUGGGGUGGUAGAAGUCACGCUGUCCUAUAAGUCCAAGCAGUUCUGUAAAGGAGCACCGGGACGCUUCGUCUACACAGCGCUGAAUGAACCCACCAUCGAUUAUGGCUUCCAGAGGUUACAGAAGGUCAUCCCCCGUCACCCCGGAGACCCAGAGAGGCUGCCCAAGGAGGUGUUGUUGAAGAGAGCAGCUGACCUGGUGGAGGCGCUCUACGGCAUGCCUCAUAACAACCAGGAAAUCAUCCUGAAGCGGGCGGCGGACAUCGCUGAAGCUCUCUACAGUGUUCCCAGGAACCACAACCAGAUCCCGACACUUGGCAACACCACCUCACACGGCAUGAUGGGAGUGAACUCCUUUGGUGGACAGCUGGCCGUCAAUGUCUCUGACACGACACAAGUCGGUUACAGUCGGAACACCAGCAGCGUGUCCCCGCGAGGAUAUGUACCCAGCUCCACCCCUCAACAGAGUAACUACGGCAACAGCAAUAGUAUGAACGGCUACGGCAACACCGGCAUGCCAAACCUCGGCGUGGCGACGUCACCCGGUUUCCUCAACGGCUCCUCUGCCAACUCGCCCUACGGCAGUAAGUAUCAAGUCGUUCCCUCCAGUCCCACAAUGGCCGUGUCCAACUGUAACUCUUCCCACGGAGUUUUCUCAUUCUCUGCUGCCGUCAAACAGAAGAGCGCCUUUGCUCCUGUCGUCCGGCCGCAAACUUCACCUCCUCCACCCAACUGCUCCGGCAGCAACGCCAACGGGCUGCAAGCCAUGUCUGGCCUCGUCGUUCCUCCCAUGUAGAACUUCCUCGUCCUUCCUUCCUUCUCACCUCUCACCUCUCUCCUCCCCCUCAGCCACCUGCACCAAUCACCUCAGAGGGGGAGGGGCCUGUGGCCUGAGAGAACGGUGCCUCAGGCAGCAGUGUCGAUCCUGUGGGUCACGUGAUUGCACGGCGCACCCGGUCUGUAGUGAAGACACUGAAACGGACCUUUUGUACAGCAGAUUUAUGUAAACCAUGCUGAUGUGCUGGGGGGUGGGGUCUGUUGCUGUGUCCUGUGACAUCACUUCCUUAACUUGUCUUGUAAGUUUGCUUGACUUAGAACAAGUACAAAUAAAAAAAUGUGUUCUGAAGAUAUAAGAAAUUAAAGGCCACAAAUGACAAAAAAAACCAUGCUCGUAUCAAACUUCAAAACACGAUAAGAUCAGAUUUGUUUCCAUGUCAACCGCUAGCAGGGGCAGGGGUGAUGGUAGCUUCAUGAGGUUUGGGUAGCAGGCUAGAUGCACAUUACCUAGAUCCACAGAGGAGAUCUCAGGCCCAGUUGGACUGUCGGUUAGCCUGUAGCUAGUUUAGCUGUAGCUUAACAUAUUGCUUCGUAAACCUCAACAUGUCAAGUUUAAACUUCAGCUAAGCUUGAAGUUAAACAUGACUGUACCAUUACAAGGAUAUGCUCAGGUAAUUCAAAAUCAAACUGCCUUGAUCCAAGAAGUACGCUAUGAAGUUAGCAUUAGCUCUGCAGAAUCAGUACCGCUACAUGACAUUUAAUCAGUUAUUUUACCAACAAAACUCUUUUCACAAUUGCCAAGUUAUCACUAAAGUGAGUUGAUGGGAUAUUUUACUUCAACCACUGAGAAAAAGGCCAAUAUCUACAACCAGGAACAACAUGAAUGUAUGUUAUUAGUCUAAAAUUAAAAUGAUCAAAGGCCACACGACGCGUUUCUGAAGUGUGUAAUAAUCCGGAUAAAUAAAUGAGACACUACGAACCUAGAUUUAGAGGCAGCCCCAUUGUUUUGGUCUGCAGUUAGAUUUCAUAUCCAUGACAACUGUACACGGGAAUAUUUAUGUUCCUCAUCAAGUAAAAUUAUAUAAAAACUGGUCUGGAAGGUUCUGGGCUGGUCUGGAAGGUUCUGGGUUGGCAGCUGUUUUCAUCCCUGGUUAAGGCUGGCCACCAGGGCUCACUGGAGGACUGCAGCUGGACUGGUUCUAGCUCGUCCUUCUGGCCCGCACCUCAGAUCAUUUCAGGACCCUUCCAAGUUGAAUAACCAGACCACGAGCCACGUGCGUAAGAAGACGGUCUCCUGCCAGUUGGCUAGUUGUUCCUCAGUCAUCUAGUCCGCCAGGCUUCACUAACCCGUGCACGCCCUCGACCAGACCACCAAGGAACCACUUCUGUUAGUCUUCAUUUCAGUGCCAGUGGCUCUGGUUUCAAACAUCGUUUUGGUAGCAACAUCAGAAAUAAGGAUGUUUGGACAGAUUUGAUCAGAAUGAAUGUGGAGUAAUAUUAAUCAACGUCAUAGUUUAGCAUUAUUAAGCCAGCUGAAUUUAAAUAGUUCACUUGUGGUAACUGAGUUAAGGUGGACGUGUCCAAGAUUCCAGUCUUGCUCGUCAUACCCAUUUAUCAAUUAAUGGAUUACCUGAGGUUGGGCAAGGGACCUCAGACGCAGUCUUUAACUCUUUAACUCUUUUCAAAACCAUCACAGCGGUUUUGUCCAGUUCUUCUCUACAGUUAUGAAGGUCAUAAAAGGUCACGUCUUCAUGUCACGGAGGUUUACGCUCCUGUUAAUUUCUCACCCUCAGGUAAGCUAGCAGCAGUGCAGAUGGCCCGCAGGUUUACCAGAUCCAAAAUCCACUUCAGGGUGGACCUCAUUGUGUCCGUUAGCAGCAUUAGCAUGAUGAUGCUAACCUAGAACUCUAAGGGCCUGAUUUACUAAGAUCCUAAAUAAAGAGUACUAAAUUGCGUGUGCACUGAAAACGUUUGCACGUGUUGUUGUUGUGUGUUUUGCGGGUGAUCAACUAAGAAUGCUUGCGCAAUUGAUAACAGGUGCAAACCUCAGUAUUUAAAUGAGGUGUUGCGUCUUACGGAUUGCGCCAUGGAGAGUCUGGAUGGAAAGCAGGAUAGUCGCAAGCGCAAAAUGAAAUUUGACGAGUUGGAGUUAGAGAUAUUAGUGGAAGAGGCAAAUAAACACAUUCAUGAACUACAGCAAAGAAAUUUAAACAUUACCAAAAGAAACGCAAUAUGGGAGAAAAUCUGCGAUAGAAUAAAUGCAGUUGGUAACACAAAAAGAACGGCAGAUGAGGUUAAAAGAAGGUGGCAAGAUAUAAGGCGAAGAACUAAAGAAAAAGUGGCCUUUAAUAAAACUUGUGCAACCAUUUUUAAAAUAGCAUGCAGCAGAAUAAAGACUCUCUCUCUGCGUAUUCUUUGAUUUUGGCGAUGUCGCCUCCUUGCCACAAUAACAGCAGCAUCAGAUUAGCACCUUCCUUUCGAACGUAUUAAAUACACAAUCCCCGCAAUUACUUUCAGGCUUAGUAAAUCUCAUUGCGUGUUGUAAAUGAACCUAUUUGCAUUUUCCCCUCCCAGUAUUUAGGACUUUCUGGCGGGUACGCUCCAUAUUGAUUAUUCAUCAGGGCAAAAGUACUAAAUGAACAGCGUGUGCUAUUUUGCUCAUUUGAGAGGCGCAGUCCUCUUUACACGCUGUUAGUAGAUCAGCUUGCACAUUGGUUUGCGGGUGAUGUCAAGUUUGCACACGUUUUUACGCACGCAAACCUUUAGUAAAUCAGGCCCUAAGUGUCAACAUGUUUUCGCUCCAGCUCAGAAAUCAAUUCUGAGAGGGGUUCAUUUGGGGCCUUUAAUCUUAUCGUAAAGUCGGCACAGAUUUUCCACAAAUGAGGAAAAUAAAGCUUUAAAUUAAUAAAUAAAACAUGGAUGAAGAUAAAAAUGUGGCUGUCAUAAGCCCCGCCCCUUAAUCAUUCAGUCCCACCCUUUACUUACAUUUUUCUGAUGCUCGCACUGUAAAAAGAAAUCCUGCAUCCUGGUUUGUUGCUGUCCUCGUCUGUCUCCUCAUCUGGAGUUCAAAGUUGUCCUCUCUUUCCCAUGCCCCGCCCUCAGCACUACAACCCCACCCCAUGUUUUCUCUGUGGGUUAAGUGUUUUUUUUUUUUCCUUCCUCCAAAGCCGUAGCUGGCGGAGUACUUCAACGUCACUGUGGUUGAAGACACGCCCCCACCCUGAGGGAAGCAGUUUUUGUAUCAUACAGAAUAUAAAUAGUGUAUUUAUAUUGGACUGUUUUUGUAUAAAUGGAUGUGCGUCACGUCGUCGUGGGGUUGUCGACUUGUGUGUGUACGUGGUGGUGCUACACUGAACAACCAUUGUUUUGUAUCAGAAAAGAAAUGUCUUCACUCAUUUGUAGAGCUGUCAAUCAAAGCUGGUGUCCAAUCAGCUGCACUUGUUUGGUUUUGAAUGUAAAUCAUGUUUUAUUGACUGUACUGAAAAACGAUUUCUUCUCACUGAAUAAAG